Manihot esculenta (cassava) is the source of this 1924-nucleotide messenger RNA. Its product is annotated as protein TRIGALACTOSYLDIACYLGLYCEROL 3, chloroplastic. The record is from RefSeq and is a predicted model, not a curated record. Bases 515 to 1537 code for a protein of 340 amino acids. NCBI's taxonomy places the organism in Eukaryota, Viridiplantae, Streptophyta, Magnoliopsida, Malpighiales, Euphorbiaceae. The transcript has 10 exons. Gene Ontology annotation, molecular function: ATP binding; ATP hydrolysis activity.
ACCGUCCUCCUUCUGGGAGGAGAGAAUCAGAGACUUCCCAGAAAGGAGGAGAAGGAAAAUUUGCGUCACAAGGGACCUCACCUAAGAUUAAGAAAGACUGCAACAAUCCCAAUACGGUUCUUUACAAAAGCACUACAAAAACGUGGUCCUUUUCUAUAUUUGUUCUUUUUUACCCUUUAUUUCUAAUAUCGUAUUCAUUCACAUCGGCCUGCCUUCUUGGUUCUUGGCCGGGUUUUUGCAAGUGUUUCUAGGACAUUUCAUCUGGUAUUUCGAUCGCAAAGUUGAUUUACCUCUAAGUUUCUCAUUUUAAUUGUGAAAUUCGAUUACUUUGUGAAAUCUUGCCCAUAAAUUCUUCUGAGUUUGCUUCAAAUUUCAUUCUCCAUCAUUCAUAACCUGUAUUCCACCUCAUUUUGGAUAUUGUUUGUGUUUUGGUAAUUUUUGGCCUGAAGAUCGAUCUGGGUGUGCUUCACAAUCAGUAAUAUCAUCAUCCAGAAUCUCAAUUGCUUCUGCAAGUAUGGUUUCUUUGACUGGUUCAAUGUUAUUUCCUGCUGCUGUACAGCAUGGCUCUACUGGGUCUGCUAGAUUCUCUAUUUGGGGUACGGACACAACCUCUUCGUUCUGCUAUAAUCAGAGAAAGGUUCUCUGCGCUUGUAUGGCACCUCCGCGAAACAUAGGCAGCGAUGAAUAUGGAGCAACCAAAUUCAAUCAAUUAGGGACGGUAUUGGAACCAGAGGAUGAUUCUGAUGUUCUAAUUGAAUGUAAAAAUGUCUACAAGUCAUUUGGGGAUAAGGAUAUACUGAGAGGUGUCAGCUUCAAGAUUAGACAUGGUGAAGCUGUUGGUAUAAUUGGACCUUCAGGAACUGGGAAAUCUACAAUAUUGAAGAUUAUUGCAGGACUUCUUGCUCCAGACAAGGGUGAGGUUUAUAUUCGAGGUAGAAAGAGAGAUGGUUUAAUAAGUGAUCAGGACAUAUCAGGGGUUCGAAUUGGAUUGGUGUUCCAAAGCGCAGCACUUUUUGAUUCUUUGACUGUACGUGAAAAUGUUGGUUUCCUUUUGUAUGAAAACUCAACCAUGGGAGAGCAUCAAAUCUCAGAGCUUGUGAAGGAAACGUUGGCUGCUGUAGGUUUGAAGGGGGUUGAGGAUCGAUUACCUUCAGAGCUAUCUGGUGGAAUGAAGAAAAGAGUCGCCUUAGCUCGAUCUAUAAUUUUUGAUAUCACAAAAGAAUCAAUAGAGCCAGAGGUGCUUUUGUAUGAUGAGCCAACUGCUGGACUUGAUCCAAUUGCAUCUACUGUAGUUGAAGAUCUUAUCCGUUCUGUCCAUAUGGUAGGAGAUGAUGCAAUAAGGAAACCAGGAAAAAUUGCGUCUUACGUGGUUGUUACGCAUCAGCAUAGUACCAUUAGGAGGGCUGUUGACAGGUUGUUGUUCCUUUAUAAAGGGAAGGUUGUUUGGCAAGGAAUGACUCAUGAAUUCACAACCUCCAGCAACCCAAUUGUUCAACAGUUUGCAUCAGGGAGCCUGGACGGGCCAAUCAAAUAUUAGGACACAAAUCUUGGUGGUGUUUAUUAUGUAAUUUGAAGGUAAGAAUUGUUAGAAGCAUUUACUGCAAAUUUUGGCAGUGUCCACCUGAUCUAGAUUUUCGCACGCGUCAAGCUGACCGAAGCUGUUGGCGUCGGUAAAAAUUAAACUGACCGCCGAGUCGUCAAUCUUGAUUUACAAGAGAUGGGAAUUUGACAUUUAGAAAAGAGAGAGGAGAAGAAAGAAAAGAGAAGAAAUGUGAUAUUCUUUGUAGUUUGUAAUACAGUUCAUGAAAUUUGGCCAUUUCUGUUAGUCAUUGUAGGUAAGGGCAACAAAUUAUAGACAAUAGCAGUUCCGAUCGUACUCCCACAUAACAUAAUUAAAGGUGUUCAUCCUCUAUUUUGUGUUUAA